GACUUUAUCACCAUUCAAACUUUUUAUGUUAAUCUUUAUAGGAAGCAGAAAAAGGCUUCAAGAUGUUUAAACUAUAUGGAGUUUACAUACUGUGCCUCCUCGUGCUUCACCAGGUUGAUUGCCAAGCUGUUGACAAUGCACAGUUAGAUGGACCUCUGGAGGACAAGAGUUUUUCUGUUCAAGAAGGUUCAAUAGGAGGGAUGUAUUUAUAUCGGUUUAAAUUUGAACCUCCUGUUGUCAGUUUGAGACUGACUGGCGAGAAAGACGGCAUCAUAGAAAUGAGACCGGAUGGAGUUCUGUAUCUUAAUGGGCCUCUAGACUGGGAAACCAAAAAGGUCCACAGACUUCAGGUAGAAGGUCUGAAUGUAAAUGGACAAAGAGUGAAGGGCCCAUAUUCUAUCACUAUAUAUGUUAAGGAUAUCAAUGACAACCCACCUGAAUUUGAUAAGAAAAGAUAUCAGGGAACAGUGAGACAAAAGUCUCGUGCAGGAAAACCUUUCAUGUAUGUCAAAGCUUCUGAUCGUGAUGAUCCCAGUACCCCAAAUGGGCAGCUGAGCUAUAAGCUCCGUCAACAUUUCCCCAACCCUUUGCCAGAGAUGCUUUUUCAGAUUGACAAUGUCACAGGAGCAAUUUCCACAACUGAUGCUGGAGCCCUUAAUUUAAAUCCAGCAGUUGUAAGUAGCUUUCUCCUUGAUGUGGAAGCACAUGAUAUGGCAGGACAGUCAGUAAAUGCCUUCAGUUGUACCACUUCUGUGGAAGUCACUGUGCUGGAAAACCUCUGGAAAUCUCCACCACCAGUAAAGAUCAGGGAGAACUCUACAGAGCCUCACCCCAUCAGCAUCACUCAGGUGCAAUGGAAUAAUCCAGGUGCAAAAUAUGAAAUCUCAUCAAAGGAGAAGCCUCCUAUGAAACUGCCAUUUAUGAUUGACCAGAAUGGAACCAUCUAUGUCACUGAACCUUUGGACAGAGAAGAAAAAGACAGUUAUUCAUUUUAUGCAUUUGCAAAAGAUGAAGACGGAGACAUACUACUGGCACCACCAGUGAUUGUUAUGGUUACUGUAGAAGACAUUAAUGAUAAUCCGCCUGUGUGUGACAAAGCUUUGAUUAAAUUUGAAGUGCAAGAGAAUGAAGCUGUAGGGAAUUUGAUAGGAACUGUUCGUGCCUCAGACGCAGACCAGGGAGGCACGAUCGCCUCCCGCCUGGAGUACCACAUUAUUGACCAGAAUCCCAAAAUUCCCGUGGACAAUGUCUUCCGCAUUGAUUCAGGAGCUGGGACAAUCAACUUGCUCCAAAAUGCAUUAAGAAAACAAAUAGUAUCUAACUACUCACUGAAGGUGGAAGUGACAGAUCCAGCAUUUCGAACAGUGUGUGAUGUACAGAUAAAUGUCAUUGACAUCAAUGAUCAGAUCCCAAUCUUUGAGAAAUCAGAUUAUGGAUACAUAACUCUUCCGGAAAAUAAACCAGUUGGAACAGUAAUAAUGGAAAUUCAAGCCAAUGAUGGAGAUGAACCAUUCACUGGAAGCUCUCAAAUUGUGUACGCAGUCAAAAAAGGAGACCCAAAUAACACUUUUUCUAUACAGACAGAUCCAAAAACAAACAGAGGAUAUGUUACAAUUAAUAAGGUUCUUGAUUUUGAAACAACUCCAGCAUAUGAGCUUCUCAUCAGUGCCACAAAUCCUGAACCCCUUGUGGCUGGAAUACAAUAUAAUUCAAGCUCUCUUGCUUACCUAAGACUGAAUGUUACAGAUGUGGAUGAAGCACCAAUUUUCUUUCCACCCAUAUACAUAGUUGAUAGAUAUGAAAAUGUUUCUGUUGGCACAGUUGUGACUACAGCAAUGGCCUACGAUCCUGAGAGAGCUCGGAUCAGGUAUAGCCUGAAGAACAACAACAGGAACUGGCUGCGAAUUGACCCUCUCAAUGGCACAAUAUAUACUGCGUCCCCAUUGGAUCGAGAAACUGAACGUGCCUACAUGGUACAGGUUGUGGCAACUGAGCAAACUAAAGCAUAUCAAAGCUCCACAGCACAGCUGAUACUGAACCUGAAAGAUGUGAAUGAUAACCCUCCAAAGCUAGCAAAGGACUUUUUGUUCUUCUGCCACCCUCUCCAAGGAAAUGAGAGAGCAAAGAUAGAAGUCACUGAUCCAGAUGAAUUUUCAUAUAUCCCCAGAUUUACUUAUGUACUCUUGGGUGACAGCACAAUACAGAACAGUUGGAACGUUUCUAAAGAUGGCCUGCAUGCUUACAUUUCUCCGAAGAACAUUAAUCUUGAAGAGAAGACCUAUGACAUACCAAUACAGAUGAAUGACAAUGGAAGGCCACCUAUGCAAGGAGUUGUGUAUCUGCAAGUGAAAGUGUGCCGAUGUGUAGAGAAAAGGUGCUUCUUAGAAAUUGAUACUCCCAGUUCACUUCCAACAGUGGCAAUGGCAGUUGGCAUUCUCGUUGCAGUAUUGGUAGUUAUUGGUGUCAUUCUGGGGAUUGUGUUCCUCCGCCUCAAACACAAAAAGCAGAAUCAACAGAAGGCCACCAGAGCAAAUGCCGCUAGCCCAUCCGAAUUGCAAAACUUGACGUAAUUGUCUAUUGAAAAGCACUUUUUAAAAGACCUUGUAUUUCUUGCUAUUGUUGAUGUUACUCUGGUUUUUUUCCCAUCAGCAAACAUUAGAGAUUCACCACUAAAAUGCAGAGCUUGGGAUAUUUUUUUUAAUGGACUACAGCUCUUAAAAUACCUUAGCCACCAUGGUGGAGGAUUCUGAGAACUGUAGCCCCAAAAUGUGACUUUUCCUUCUACAACUACAUUUAUUACCUUUCUUACUCUAUUUCUUCAGCCAGAAAAGCAGACCCAUACUAACAGAAGGGACUCACCCCCUUGUGCUUCAGGGCCAAACUAUACAUGAUAUUAAAACUACUGCAUAUACUUGUGUAUAGGUCAGCCUCAUGUAUAUGUCGAGGAGAGGUUUUGGAGCCAAAAUUAUGGAUUUUGAUAUAACCUGUGGAUAACUGAGGAUAAAACUUAGGGGCGUAUAACAAAGGAUGCAAGGAUGAAGCCAAGGAAAAUGAUGCCAAAAGACACUACAGUUUUCCCACCAAGUCAUUCAAAAAGACCAGAAGUGGUGCUUGCAGCAGAGAGGCUAGGAGGUCAGUACUUCUUUUAGGUUCUCAAAGGAUAAACUGAGCUCUUGCCUUUUGCCACUUUACCCAGAAGAGAGAACAGUUCCUAUUUUGAUGAGAAUACUUAAGGUACGAUACUUCCCCUGACCUGUGGAUCAGUCAGCCCAGGUUUCUUGGAUAUAUUUUUCUAGACUUAUACAUGAGUAUAUACAGUAAGCUAUUACAUUUGGUGUACAGUAUUUCACUGCAUUUAUUCCAUAAAAUGACUUGUGAGCAUUGAACAGAAAUGAACUUCAAUUUUGAAAAGGUAUUUUGGGGCAGGCAAUGAAUGGAAAACCAAAUUUGAGGAUUCUUUUAGUACCUUUCUUGUUCUUAGUGAGCUCAGGUCCCUUGAGGGUAGGGAGGGAUGAUGAGCCCACUUUGAUGCUCUGCAGAUCCUUCCUCCAUUUCAUCUUAUCAUUAAUAUGUUUUUGUUGGUGAAUAAAGAAAUCCUUAACUUACAAUAAUAACAA
Sceloporus undulatus (fence lizard) is the source of this 3617-nucleotide messenger RNA. It is a transcript of the gene CDH17, whose product is annotated as cadherin 17. Gene Ontology annotation, biological process: cell-cell junction assembly; homophilic cell-cell adhesion; cell morphogenesis. Bases 63 to 2570 code for a protein of 835 amino acids. Gene Ontology annotation, cellular component: plasma membrane; catenin complex; adherens junction. The record is from RefSeq and is a predicted model, not a curated record. Lineage: Eukaryota; Metazoa; Chordata; Lepidosauria; Squamata; Phrynosomatidae. Gene Ontology annotation, molecular function: calcium ion binding; cadherin binding. The transcript has 17 exons.